This is a messenger RNA of Sinocyclocheilus anshuiensis, 6074 nucleotides long. RefSeq names its product FERM domain-containing protein 4A. Bases 429 to 3455 code for a protein of 1008 amino acids. Lineage: Eukaryota; Metazoa; Chordata; Actinopteri; Cypriniformes; Cyprinidae. The record is from RefSeq and is a predicted model, not a curated record. Gene Ontology annotation, biological process: establishment of epithelial cell polarity. Gene Ontology annotation, cellular component: adherens junction; cytoskeleton; bicellular tight junction. The transcript is spliced from 24 exons.
CAGUGACCUGGAUUGAGUUUGACUGGAGGAAGUGAGGCUGACGUAUCUGGAGCGCACACGCCAUUCCACGGCUACUACCAGAGAAAGAGAGAGAGAGACAACAACCUCCCUCCCUUCUACUCGCUCUCUCACUCACACGCGCUUCUCCUGAGGAAGCAGUAUGAAAGCCGACACAGUAUGGGCUGAGGACCAUAGUGAGGACACCCACCGCUGAAAGACACAGGGACAGAGGCAAAACGGACAGAAAGAGUGCAAGAAACAUCAGCAAAGAAGGUGUGAACACAUUCAAAAGAGGAACAAGGAGAGACCGGCUGGAAAAUAGGUGGGAGGGAGCCGUGGAGACGGAUCGAGAGAGAGGAACAGCCCGUCUGUCUGUGGCGGGACAGCAGACGCUGAACGCUCGCGGACCAGACACUCACACGCACACCAUGGUGGUCCAGGCGGCCGUAACGCCCAGUAGGACCCGCAGGCUUCUCCUUAAGCUGCCGGUGGGGACGCUGAGGCGAAAUAGUGAGGAGAGGAUGACGGAAGGGCGGAGAUGUCAGGUCCAUCUCCUGGAUGACAGGAAAUUGGAGCUCCUGGUACAGCCCAAGCUAAUGGCAAAGGAUCUUCUAGACCUGGUGGCGUCCCAUUUCAACCUGAAGGAGAAGGAAUAUUUUGGAAUUUCUUAUGUAGAUGAGACGAGUCAUUUCAGCUGGUUGCAGUUAGAUCGUCGUGUUCUGGAACACGAGUUUCCUAAGAAAUCUGGACCGAUUGUGCUUUACUUCUGCGUUAGGUUCUACAUAGAAAGUAUCUCUUACCUUAAGGACAAUGCCACAAUAGAGUUGUUCUUCCUCAAUGCAAAGUCCUGCAUCUGCAAGGAGCUCAUAGAGGUGGAAAGCGAGGUGGUGUUUGAACUGGCCUCUUAUAUCUUACAGGAAGCUAAAGGAGACUUCACGAGUAAUGAUGCUACUAGGGCUGAUCUGAAAAAACUGCCAGCACUGCCUACACAAGCACUGAAGGAGCACCCUUCACUCGCCUACUGUGAGGACCGGGUCAUUGAGCACUAUAAGAAGCUAAAUGGACAGUCCAGAGGCCAGGCUAUCGUCAAUUAUAUGAGUAUAGUGGAGUCGUUACCCACAUAUGGAGUGCAUUAUUACGCUGUUAAGGAUAAGCAGGGUAUCCCGUGGUGGCUGGGUUUGAGUUAUAAAGGCAUUUUUCAAUAUGACUACCAGGACAAAGUCAAACCAAGAAAGGUGUUCCAAUGGAGACAGUUGGAGAACCUGUACUUCAGGGAGAAGAAGUUCUCAGUGGAAGUCCAUGACCCGAGAAGGGCGUCGGUAACGCGGAGGACGUUUGGUCACAGUGGCAUCGCUGUGCACACCUGGUACGCCUGUCCCACCCUCAUCAAAUCCAUCUGGGCCAUGGCCAUUAGCCAGCACCAGUUCUACCUGGACCGCAAACAGAGCAAAAGUAAGAUCCACGCAGCACGCAGUCUGAAUGAGAUAGCCAUAGACCUGACAGAAACAGGAACCCUCAAGACCUCCAAACUGGCCAACAUGGGCAGCAAAGGCAAAAUCAUCAGCGGCAGCAGUGGAAGCCUGUUGUCCUCAGGCUCUCAAGAGUCGGACAGCUCCCAGACCGCUAAGAAGGACAUGUUGGCGGCUCUGAGGGCCAGACAGGAAGCUCUGGAGGAGACGCUGAGACAGAGAAUAGAGGAACUCAAGAGCAUCUGCAUCAGAGAAGCGGAGCUGACAGGAAAACUUCCGAAAGAGUACCCUCUCGAUCCCGGGGAGGAGCCGCCCAACGUCAGACGCAAAAUCGGCACCGCCUUCAAACUCGACGAGCAUAAGAUCCUGCCCAGAGGAGAGGAAGAGGAAUUGGAGCGUUUGGAAAGGGAGUUUGCCAUCCAGUCUCAGAUAACAGAGGCAGCGCGGCGGUUAGCAUCUGAUCCUCACAUCAGCAGCAAAAAGCUGAAGAAACAGAGGAAGACGUCAUAUCUGAAUGCUCUGAAGAAGCUGCAAGACAUCGAGAACGGCAUCAACGAGCACCGCGUUCGCUCUGGGAAGAAACCCACACAGCGUGCCUCUCUAAUCAUAGAGGAAGCGAAUAUUGGCUCAGAGGACAGUUCACUGUCUGACGCCCUGGUGCUGGAUGAUGAUGACCCCCAGGUGACAGGAACCCCCACGUUCUCUCCGGCUGCCUCCCCACACAAAGGUCUCCCUCCCCGACCCCGGUCCCACAGUCGGCCGCCUCCCCCACAGUCCCUGGACGGACUGAGACACCUGCACUACCAACGCAGUGACUAUGACAAGUCCCCGAUCAAACCGCGCAUGUGGAGCGAAAGCUCAUUAGACGAACCCUACGAACGGGUGAAGAAACGUUCCUCACACUCUAGUAGUCACAGGCGGUUCCCCAGCACUGGCAGCUGUGAGGUGGGAGGGAGCAACUCUCUCCAGAACAGCCCUGUGCGCUCCCUCCCUCACUGGAACAGCCAGUCCAGCAUGCCCUCUACCCCUGACCUGAGAACACGGAGCUACGUCCACUCGGCCAGUCUAACUCAGCCAUUCCGUGGCCGGAGUUCCAGUUUGGAGUCUCAGGGGAAGCUGCUAUCCUUGGAGGCGGACACAGAGACGGGACUUAGCCCUGACCUGUUUCUGUCAGGACCACGGAGGACAGGAAGCAAUGGCUCUGUUGUCCCCGACGACUGCUCAUCUUGCACCAGCCAAUCCAGUUCAGAACAUUACUACCCCUCAUCCACCUCCAAUCCUAACUAUUGUACGCUGGCCGAGGACUCGCCCUCCAAAGCCCGACAACGGCAGCAGCAGCGUCACAAGUCUGCCGGACACCUGGGUGCAUCCAGUUCUGGCAGUAUGCCCAACCUAGUGGCCCGCAACGGGAGCACCCACGGAGGGGUGUGCGGAAGCCAUCAGGGCGUGUACCUCCACAGCCAGAGCCAACCCUCCUCACAGUAUCGCAUCAAAGAGUACCCACUGUACACAGAGGGCAGUAGCCCCAACUCCAACUCAUACACAGCUGGGGGGCUUUAUAAGGAGGGGUGGGGCUCCGGGGAGGACGGGGAAGUGGGUGGUGGCAGCGGGAGGUUGACGCCGUCACGCUCACAGAUUGUGAGGACUCCAUCUCUAGGCAGGGAGGGAGGAGGAGGGGGACGGGCAGCGGUGUCAGAGGGGCUGCGGUGCUGGUACCAGCGCUCGUCUGGAUCGCUGAAGGAGCACAGCCGUGUCACGCACACCAGCUCCAAUGCUUCAGACGGCCGUGGAGGACGAAUAGGGACACUAGUGAAGGGGUCACCAGCUGCAUCUCCACACAGUCAGAGGAGUGGAACUCCCUGCAGUGACCCUGCAGCUACGCCCCCUUGCAGCCCACAACACAUACUCAACUGGCAGAGCGGUGAUACGACUGAAAGUUCUCCUACUGAAGACCGUUCUCCCUCUCACCAAAGCACUGACCAGUAGAGAGAUCGCCAUUCACAGAUAGUUGUUUCCUGAGCAGUCCCCUGUGCUCUGAGAUAGUGGACGUACAGUGGUACGGGCACGAGAAGGCAAAGCCGGGAACGCUCGUCUAAACCCUCAUCCCUCAUCCCUCUCUCUUUAAAAGAGUGUUCAGAAGGCAGGCCUGACCACAGUCUGGACCUCAACUCAUCUGAAAACACCUAUGGCUGGAGCCAGUACCACCUCGCCCUCUCCUUCCUCUCUGUAUAUCCGGCGGUACAGUGCUUAUGAACUAUGGGAAUACAAGAGUCUAAAUGAACUGAGCUUGACCUUGUCUGACCCUCCCACUCUGAUUUUUGAACUUUGACCCAGUUAGCUGGCAGCCGGUUCCUCCGUAUGCACAAACCCUCCGUGUUUAAUCCAUCGCUGGAUUGAUGUGCAUAAGAGAGACGUCUUAUGUGCGUUGUACUAUAAGUCAACCCCACUCAUGCACACACAUGCUAAAAUAGUCGUUCGCCCCCUGCUGUCGUGUGUGUCCCUCUGCACUGAUGUCAGAGAGCCGGCACCGUUCUCUCUCAUGCACAUGACAUGCACAAAAAAAACAUUCCAAUGGAUUGCUUUGGCGUCAACCACCUUUGUCGAACUUUAUGUUCUUAGUUCUGUUAAAAAACAAAAAAACAGUAUGUGACCACAAGCCCCACCUUCAUACUACAGCGCCCCUUCUCAUUGUACCGGAGUGCAUCAUAAGCCCCUCCCACUGUCUGGGAACUUUGAUAUUUUGUGAAUAACAAUAGAGCAUUUAAAAAAGGCAGAAGCCUUUCUUCGGUCAUUCUGGAUUGGAAGAUGAGCCCCAAUAUAUCGCUCAUGAUUAUGACGUCACAAGUACGUCAUUUCGAGAAAAUUCAAAACAUUGUAGUCUUCGUGCGUAAUGUUGAUUUGUCAUUCUCAAGUUCAUCGAUUCUGGUCUAGGAAGUUCAGCCAUUUUUACAAAACAUUAGCUAAUUUAGAAGCCAUAGCUGUAAAACAAAUCUGAAACGUUAGCUUAGAGGCAUUAGCAUGACCCUCGGCUUUGAGUGACUGAUCUGUGAAGUACUGCAACUCAGGCUGCAACCGGCAACUCGCCACCAUGGUGCUCUGAGCUUGAACUGCACAUCCCACAAUGCCCUGCUGUAUGCCCACACUGCAUGAAAAGUCACAAACCCCCGCGUAUAGUGUUGUGACAUCAGUGAAGUAAAGAGACACACAAAAAACCUUCUUCAAACACCCCUGGCCUUAUCCGUUUUCUGUUUUUAUGUACGUUUUUAAUUCAGGAAUUUACUUAAUUGUAACACCACUAUGACAUUACGUCGUAUUUAUAAAACCGUCAAAAGUCAGAGGAGCACAACGCAACGUGGCACACCGACACAAUAUUUUAACGAAAAUGACAUUACCUCUUCCCUGAGGCUUUCAGGAGAACAGCAUUCCAGAAUGUGACGUGAUUAAAGCAGGUGCUUCAUUUUAAAAGCAGCCGGUGAGAAACCAUAAGCUCAGACAAUACAGGGUGUUUAAUGCUUUUAUCACGCAGUCAACAAGAUCCGAAACCACGUGUGCCCCUCACCUCGAUCGCCUGACCGAGGAAACAUCAAGCCAUAAUGCUAAAGACCGCAUUUGUCACAUAUUCUGCAAGAUACGAAACAUCGUACAUGCAAAGUACCUUAAGAAACCGGUAGCUAAAAGCACACCCUGUGCCGUUACAACUCAACAGAUCUUCAAAAAGUCAGUAGUUUGUGCGUUAACAUAAGCAGUCAUUACAAAUGUGUAUUUGAAAGGGUCCAAGUCACCAGACACUAAAUCUAAAAGUCAUCCGAUUUAUGUUCCAUGAAGGGCCUAUAAGUAAACCAGACGUUUUUAUCUGCCCUAAAAUUGAUUGUUCAUUAUUUUUGUGCAUGCUCAGCACACUGUUAUGCAUCUUGAUGUUAAAAUUCAAACCCGGUGUAAAAACAGCCCUUCAUUUAGAGGUCGUUCAGACCUCAUGUCCUCUUAGGCCAAUGUGAGCUCACUCCUCUCGUCUUACCUGUACACUAUAUCAAAAACAAAAAUCUUUUUAUAUUAAAAAAAACAACUAACAUUUAUCAACAUUUAUAGGCAGGACUGUGGAAACUGGGUUCUUUUAAAAGAAAAUGUAAAACCAUUAAUUUAAUGAUUUUUAUAAAUCAGUAUUCGUUUUAUUUUUGGGUCUUUAAGCUGGGAAAUAGCAACGACACGUUCAGGUGCUACAGGAAGGCCAGUUACUGCUUUGGUUUCCUAGCUGUAGACUUUUCCUAACUGUUGUCAAUAGUUUUAAUACCAGUCGUGCAAAAUGAAGGACAUUAGUUACUAAACUGUCUUCUCACUUCGUCUUGACAAUAGAGCAUGUUUCAUGAGUUCAUUUUCAGACAUAACCGGACAAAAUAAAACGGUGUUGUAGAAAAAAAUAAAGUGGAAUUGUUGGGCGGGUUAAAUAUAAGCAAAUUCCACAGUUAAUUUAUUCUUUUUUCUAUUAAGAAUUUGUAUAGUAACAUUUUUCAAAAAACGUGUUGUUGGCAACUGAUACUGAAUUUUCCAGAUGAGAAAUGUGGUGGUUCUUGAGAUCCUGAAAUAAAUUAUUGCUGAAUGUUCUCUAAA